Molecule: messenger RNA, 3133 nt
Organism: Procambarus clarkii (red swamp crayfish)
Lineage: Eukaryota; Metazoa; Arthropoda; Malacostraca; Decapoda; Cambaridae
Product: hexosaminidase D
Biological process (GO): carbohydrate metabolic process
Molecular function (GO): hexosaminidase activity
Source: RefSeq, a predicted model, not a curated record
CAGCACACUCCUGCUUCCACCCGUCGACCCUCGGUGUGUCGCAGCCUCUCACAAGUGGGUGUCACGAACACCUCUUCAACAAUGAUCGACGCUUCUUCAUCGCAUCUGACUGCAAGUGUAGUCUGAAUAAAUUAUACUUGCGUAACACAGUGACUUAGUGCAAUACUGUCUCAGUAACAUUAGGUCCGGCACACUUGUCCAGAAUGAUAAGCAAGUGUUGGCGUCGACGAGUGGGAAUGGUGGUAGGCGUGGUUACGGUAGUGGCUGUUAUAUUGGUGUGGAUGCUGCCAGCAAGACUUGCCGAACAGAAAUUUCCUAUUUUCUUAGUUACUCCGCGUCAUGCUCACCUUCCCCGUGUACAGCACACGCCAGGAGAACACCUGCACACCCAGGUGGGCACAGAAGUUCCGCCUGAUCGCAUCUGGCACCUAGACUUGAAAGGUGGUGCACCUCGGAUAGAAGUGAUCGAGGAACUUAUGACUGUGGCGGCGAGGGCGGGGGCAACGGGCGUGCUGGUUGAGUGGGAAGACAUGUUUCCCUACACGGACGCCCUGGCCAACCUUUCUGCCCACAAUGCAUACACUAAGGACGAGGUGAGGCGCGUGGCGACAGCAGCUCAAACUGCGGGGUUGACGAUGAUUCACCUGAUGCAGAGUCUGGGCCACCUAGAGUACGCCCUCAAGCUGCCCCAGUGGGCGGGGCUGCGUGAAGGAGAGAGCCCUGGGGAGGCGUGCCCAUCCCACCCGGGCACCACGGGCCUGGUCAUCGAAGCCAUCAAUCAACUUAUGACGGCGGUGAAAACUCCAAUCAUCCACAUUGGCGCCGACGAGGUUUUCACAUUGGCUAAGUGUCAUCGUUGCCGGGCACGUGAUCUUGCACCCCUACAACUGUUCGUGGACCACGUAGCGUACGUGGCACGGCACGUGAAAUCCGUUUGGGGCGUGCGAGUGUUGGUGUGGGACGACAUGUUGCGUCGUGCCCCGUCUCAUCUACUUCACUCUCUGGCUGGGCUGGUGGAACCCACGGUAUGGGCUUACGGACCUGAUGUGUCACGCAUGGUUCCACCCUACAUUUUAAGGACUUAUGCCGCCGUCUUUCCCAGGGUGUGGCUGGCCCCAGCUUUUAAAGGUGCCACGGGGCCUCGUUCCAUCAUGCCGGAUGCGGCCCGGCAUGCUGCCAAUACGCUCGCCUGGGUACAGGUAGGACAGCGGAUGCGGCGUUACGCGACUCUAAAUGUUGCGGGGAUUGUGAUCACCGGAUGGUCUCGGUACGACCAUUUUGCCGUACUUUGCGAACUAAUGCCACCGUCCACGCCGUCGCUCGUGUUAACGUUACUGACGGCUUCUCGCGGCUUCUUGACGCCAGCCACACUACACGACACCCACACCCUGCUGGAGUGUCCCCCGCAUGUAGUGCUCGAUCCCGCUCGAGACCCGCACCUCUGGGCUGCUCGUGACUGUGCCUUUCCCGGCGCCAACGUGGCUUUUUUCCUGCACCGAUACGCUCGUCUGCGGGACGACAUAAGGGUCAUGCAGAAAGAGGUCGAGAUGGGUGGCUGGAUGACGGCAUAUAACCUCCACCACAAUUACUCAUCCCCAAGCCGAGUACGCGAGGCCACAACGAACCUGCGCAGCUUCACUUCAGCCCUGAGAGACCUGCAGGUGGAAGCGGAGGCGGUGUUGCCUCAGUACCACAACAACGCCACUGUGGAGGAAUGGACGGAGCAGCACCUGGUGCCCCUCAACUCUACACUCUCCAAGCUUGCCCGCUCCGCCGCCGAACUCCUUGCCCACAAGACCUGGCCCAGAAGACCCCUUAAGCGGCGGUAGCUCCCAGUAAUAUAAGCUUUUAUGCACACGCCCUUCAGCACAAAUAACACGACACACGAUUAUCGUCAACGUCUACAUGAUUAAAUGGUUUGUAGUUGUCGUCGAUCAAAUAUUCAUUGCAUGUACGUGAAGCCCUUUCAUUAAAGAAACACGUUUUCCAAGAAAGGUCUCGGCUUAGUUAGAAAACCUAAAUUACGUUACUAAAGUCCCAUCAUAAUAUACAAACGUUAAGUAUUUUUCUUAUAAAAAAUCUUUGAGCAAAUUUACAUCACACUAUAUCAUUAUAAUGGGCCGAACGCUUGUAUGGUCGCCAUCCUGCUCCAAAAAUUUUCUCAGAAAAAUCACGUUACUGUUAUGUCAUGCGUUUGGUGAACUCCAUUACUGACACCAGUGACUAGAGCGUAUGCGGGUUACAUGUAAAAAUUUGAUUGGGUACCAGAUCAGUGCCUCCAAAUUUCUAGUGAGUUCAAGUGUACUCUAAGAUGUGUAACUUUUGCAUAUCGUGGUCCAUGGGGUAAGGUCUGCAUCUGGGAUCAAUCCCUCCGUCCUGCUUCGAAAGAUUUUCUCCUGCAUUUCUAUGAUUUUACGUGUAUAUUUUUAUUGUUACCUAAACAUACAAUCACUGACAUGAAUAAACCAUUUAAUACUGAAUAAAGACUAUACAUUCAUAUCCGUUCACUAGACUGGUAAUGGACAUAACCGCAAGAGAACAGAAGACCUAUUUAUUAAAUUUUACGUCCCAGUACACCCAUCUUAGCAUCCCAGCACCUAACCUACAGUGUCCUCCUAUCCACCCUAUAGUAUCCCGUUACAUCCACCCUAGCUUCCCAGCACUCACCAUAUUUAGUACAGUAUUGGCCAAAACUCACCAUAGUAUACCAGUGCCUGCCCUACAGCAUCCCAGUACCCUCCAUAUAGUAUCCCAGUACCCAUCCUAGCAUCCAAUUACCAUCACCGCUCAACUAUACGAGAUGAAAUGCUAUUAGAUCUAUUGUGUACUGUAUUUGACAACUAUUUUUCUCACUUUAAACAAUGUGGGAUUUGGUACACUACACACAUCUAUAAUGCCUCUAAGAUGGGCACAGUCUCAAGAAGUGGUCCAGUCGGUUUAAAUCUCUCAUGCCACAGAUUUGGUUUCAAUGUAGUCCAGUCGGUUUCAGUCCCAUGCCACAGAUUCUGCAACUCCGCUGCUCCGUUGUCAUUUUCAUCCCAAUGGAAGGGGAUGGGAAAUGACAAUAAAAUCCAUCUCCUUGGAUACUUGUAUCCAAGACAAAUCAAAUUUAUUAAAAAAAUUUUCCCUUCAA